AUGGAUGCAUUUAUAAUUCGUUUAACUGACAGCACUUCAGUGAGUGAACAAUCAAAGAAAAAAAUCAAAUUAAAUAUCAGACGUCAAUAUCAUGAAGAUUAUUUAAACAUAGGAUUUUCUUGGUCUGGAAAUGUGACGAAAAAAACACGACAAUCUGAAAAAAUGACAAAAAUAGUGACCAUUUCUGAUAAAGUUCAAGAAGCUAGCUAUCUAGUAGCAGACCUUGUAGCUAAACAAAUGAAUCCACACACUAUAGCAGAAAAACUUAUUUUAGCUGCUUGCCGUGAAAUCUUAAAACUACUUUUUGGCAAAGAAGCUGAAAAAGAAGUAUUAAAAAUUCCUAUAUCUGACAAUACUAUUAGUAGGCGUAUAGAACACAUGUCUGAAGAUAUUAAAGAACAAGUAUUGCAACAAUCCCGUGACUCUUCAUUAUUUGCAUUACAACUAGACGAGUCAACUGACAUAAGUGGACAAACACAACUUUUGACAACUAAAGAUGAAGACAUUUUCAAAAUCGUGGACCAUUAUCUGAAAUUUGCCAAUUUACCAUGGGAUAAAUGCAUUGGAGUAUGUACCGAUGGAGCUCCCGCGAUGACUGGCUCAGUCAAAGGCUUUAUUUCUUUUGCCAAGAAAAAAAAUAAAAAUAUUAUUUUUACUCGUUGUUUUCUACAUAGAGAAGCCCUUGUGACAAAAACAUUGGUAGGUGAUUUAAAGGAAGUUUUGGAUCAAGUUGUAAAAGUGAUAAAUUAUAUUAAAAGUAGUCCACUUAAGUCAAGGUUGUUUGAAAAAAUGUGUGAAGGUAUGGAUUCAGAUAACUCAAAAUUACUUUAUCACAGUGCAAUAAGAUGGUUAUCAAGAGGCCGGGUAUUAUCACGUUUUUAUGAUUUGAGUGAAGAAAUAAUUGUAUUUUUAACAAUAGAAGAAUCGAAAUACGAGUUUCUUGGAGAUGAAAAGUGGUGGACAAAGGUUUCUUUUUUAACUGAUAUUUUUGAACUUUUGAAUAAAUUAAAUACAAGCAUGCAAGGCCAGCGAAAUGUAGACGUCAGUCUCAUAUCGUUAAUUAGCGAAUCUAUGAUGUUACUGAAAGAAAAAUUGACGAAAUACUUUCCCAGCAUAAAUGUUGAAGACUAUGACUGGGUGCAGAAUCCAUUCAGUGUAUCAGUUAAUGAGGUAAUUGGUUUGACAUUCGCGGUAGAAGACAAUCUUAUCUCACUGAAAAAUGAUCGAACAAUGAAGCUAAAAUUUAAAGAAAUGACGUUUAGCAAAUUUUGGAUAUAUGCUCAAGCUGAAUUUCCUGAAACAUCUAUAAAAGCAAUAACAGUUUUACUACCAUUCUCCACAUCAUAUCUAUACGAACAAGGAUUCUCAGCAGUCACCACAAUAAAAAGUAAAAAAAGAGAAAAACUUUGA
Messenger RNA from Metopolophium dirhodum (rose-grain aphid), 1410 nucleotides. Its product is annotated as zinc finger BED domain-containing protein 5-like. Bases 1 to 1410 code for a protein of 469 amino acids. The transcript is spliced from 4 exons. The record is from RefSeq and is a predicted model, not a curated record. Lineage: Eukaryota; Metazoa; Arthropoda; Insecta; Hemiptera; Aphididae.